This is a messenger RNA of Mercurialis annua (annual mercury), 582 nucleotides long. RefSeq lists its product as uncharacterized. The coding region runs from base 82 to 441 and encodes 119 amino acids. The transcript is spliced from 4 exons. Gene Ontology annotation, molecular function: nucleic acid binding; zinc ion binding. The record is from RefSeq and is a predicted model, not a curated record. NCBI's taxonomy places the organism in Eukaryota, Viridiplantae, Streptophyta, Magnoliopsida, Malpighiales, Euphorbiaceae.
CUCGAUCAAAAUUAGGGUUUCAAAAGCCCUAUCAAAACCCUAAUAUCACAUACAGAAGCGCAAAUAAUUGAAUAAGAAAAGAUGGGAGGCAAAUGUCCAAGCAGGAAAGUAAAGAAGAGGAGAUACUCUCACAAAACAGCUCGCCGCACCAAAUUCGAACUUAAAGGUGACGAUAUGGUGUAUGAUGAGCUACAUAAAGGUGAUACCGAGAAGAAAGCAUUGCCGAUUGAUGAGGAUUUGCCUGGAAUGGGACAAUUUUAUUGUUUACAUUGCGACCGAUAUUUUGCAAAUGUGACUGUGAGGGAUGAUCAUUUUAAGUCAAAACGACACAGGAAACGGGCGAAGCUGAUGAUGGGAUCUGCACCACACACACAACUUGAUGCCGAUUUAGCUGGUGGGAUGGGUAUGCCAGAUAAUGGUCCUAAGCUUAUGUCUGUAUGAACAUUAUGUUUGGUUUUGUUUCUUUAAUUAGUAUAUGUUUAGAGUGAACUGAGCUGAGAGCAGCCACUUGAUGCUGUGAGAAUGGUCUAUGUAAGGUCAAUUGCUUGUAUUGCUGGAAAAGUAAUGAUAAUCAAUUUUGUC